CUUGUCAUUCAGUCAUCCCAGGAAUUCAACAAGACUAGGGCCAGCCAGCUCGGCGUAACAGGGGCAUUUGAAGUUAAAAUCACGCAAUUGAUGCCGUGAAAGGUCAAGGAAAAUAUCGCGUGUUUGUCAAGAUAGAAACAGCGGCGCCUCCAGACACUGCAGCAUGCAGAUGUGAAGUCCGACAUCGGAGACCUGAGCUGCAACCCUGGACUGAGUACAUCCUCUUCAUCCCCUUCAUCGUCAUCAUACAUGCUCUUACAUGAAGAGAGGGGAGAAACCCGAAGGAUACAGACAGAUGAGACCCAAAACGUUUCCUACCAGCAACUACAGUGGCAACAGCCAACACAUGUUGCAGGAAAUACGGAACAGCUUGCGCAAUUUGUCCAAACCCUCGGACCCACCGAAAGUGGACUGUGGAGGAGCUGGAAAAAUGAUUCCCGAGGACCCAAGGCAACAGGGGCGCAUCAACGGGAAAAACCCCUACCACAAGGCCUUGCAAGAGAUCCGCAAAUCCCUGCUGCCUUUUGCCAAUGAGACCAGCGCUUCCGUCCCGGAGGUGAACCAACACAUGUCGCUGGAGCCCCCAUGCACUGGGUUUGAAGAGCAGAGUAACAGUCGCAGUAUGGGGGCAGUUAUAGACUACAUGGGUAAGGUGAGCUACCAGGACUCUGUGUGGGAACAGAUGGUUGUUGCCAACCCCAACACUGCAGGUCUGAAAGCACCAGGAUCUUCUCAUAUCCAGCAGGCUGUGCUGAGGAGGCCGAGCUGGAAAGGCUCGAAGGAGUCUUUGGCGCCUCGACAUGGUCCCCUCAUGGUGGAUGGAAUGAUGUACCGCUCAGACAGCCCCGGACCUCCUCCAGCCUUCCCACAGGGUCACCCUGCUAACAGCCAGAGAGUCAACCCUCCACUGCCGCCCCAGGUGCGCAGUGUCACACCUCCACCAAACCGCGGUGCCAUGCCUUCUGCACCAUCCUGGGACAGCAACCCGUCAACCAAGCGCUACUCUGGCAACAUGGAUUACCUUUUGCCGCGCAUCUCUCCGGUACCCCAGGGGGCCUGGGCUGAUGGGUACCAAUCGUCAGCACCUCAAAAUCAGCGUGGGAUCAGUCCAGUCCCUGUGGGCCACCAGCCCAUCAUAAUGCAAAGCUCUGGGGUGAAGUUCACCUUCCCCCCUAGCUGGUCUCAGAGUGGCUCCCCUCAGCCUGACUACAUGUCAGGGGGCAGUAGACAGCCUCCUCCUCCUCCUCCUUACCCAGUUAACCAGAGCAGCCGGCACAGUCCCACAGACCAGCAGAUGCAGUCAGGAGGGCCGGCAUCCUCUCCCUCUUACAUCAACGGUGGAAAUAUCCCUCAGUCCAUGAUGGCUCCCAGCCGGAACAGUCACAACAUUGACAUGUAUAACCUAGGUCCUCCUCAGUCUUGGUCCCAGGCUCCUCUGAACCCCAACCAGCCCCAAUCUUCUCUUGGCAACCAGGAUCUGUCCCCGUCAUGGCAGCACAACAAACCAGUGCGCUCGGAUUCCUUUAACAACCACCUGCUGAACAGCAGACAGGUCCACCCAUCCAACUCCCAGCCCUCUGCCACCACAGUCACUGCCAUCACCCAGGCUCCCAUCCUGCAGCCAGUCAAGAGCAUGCGUGUCCAGAAACCCGAGUUACACACUGCUGUUGCUCCCACACACCCUCCAUGGAUGCAGCAGCCUCCACCAUCUCCAGCUGCACCUGCUUACCCAGAACCCCCAGCCCCUGUACCUCAGAUCUCCGUUGUCGCAGAAGUACCCAGCUACCAGGGUCCCCCGCCACCCUAUCCUAAGCAUCUCCUUCAACAGCAAGCAGCUCCCGGCCCCCCUGCCUACGAUCUAGCGGCCAACAAACUCAGCACGGGCAGAGAGGAGCCCGCUGAAGAGGAGAGCGGCGGCGUUGACGGCUCCCGAGACAAGACGGCGGAGAGCACGGCAGCAACAGAGAAGGAGAAGAAGCAAAUCACGACAUCGCCUGUUCCCGUCCGCCGCAACAAGAAAGACGAACAACCGAGUGGGGAGUCCGGAAGAAUUGCACUUUACUCCCCCCAGGCCUUCAAGUUCUUCAUGGAGCAACAUGUGGAGAAUGUCCUAAAGAACCAUCAGCAGAGGAUUCGGAGGAGGAAUCAGCUGGAAAGUGAGAUGCAAAGGGUGGGUUUGUCCUCUGAAGCUCAGGAGCAGAUGCGUAUGAUGCUAUCCCAGAAAGAGUCGAACUACAUCAGGCUAAAGCGAGCCAAGAUGGAUAAAUCCAUGUUUAAAAGAAUCAAGACCCUCGGCAUCGGAGCCUUCGGUGAGGUGUGCUUGGCCAGAAAAGAGGACACGGGCGCGCUGUACGCCAUGAAAACGCUCCGCAAGAAGGACGUGCUGCUCAGAAACCAGGUGGCCCACGUCAAGGCCGAGAGGGACAUCCUGGCUGAGGCAGACAACGAGUGGGUGGUGCGUCUCUACUACUCGUUCCAAGACAAAGACAACCUGUACUUUGUCAUGGAGUACAUUCCCGGAGGGGACAUGAUGAGCCUUCUCAUCCGGCUGGGCAUCUUCAAAGAAGAGCUGGCCCAGUUCUACAUUGCAGAGCUCACCUGUGCUGUGGAGAGCGUCCACAAGAUGGGCUUCAUCCACCGAGACAUCAAGCCUGACAACAUCCUCAUAGACCGAGAUGGACACAUCAAAUUGACGGACUUCGGCCUUUGCACCGGCUUCCGCUGGACGCAUGACUCCAAGUAUUACCAGAGUGGUGACCACGUGAGGCAGGACAGCAUGGACUUCAGUAAGGAAUGGGAGGACCCGACCGACUGCCGCUGUACAGACCGCCUGAAGCCUCUGGAGAGGAGAAAGGCCCGGCAGCACCAGCGCUGUUUGGCACAUUCACUGGUCGGGACGCCAAACUACAUCGCGCCAGAAGUGCUGCUCCGGACAGGAUACACCCAGCUCUGUGAUUGGUGGAGUGUUGGCGUCAUCUUGUAUGAAAUGGUUGUCGGGCAGCCUCCCUUCUUAGCGACCACACCCCUGGAGACGCAGAUGAAGGUGAUAAACUGGAAGAGCAUGCUGCACAUCCCCCCGCCCGCCAAGCUCAGCCCCGAGGCGUCGGACCUCAUCGCCGAACUGUGCCGCAGCCCCGAAGACCGUCUCGGCAAGAACGGCGCCGACGAAAUCAAAGCUCACACUUUCUUCCAGAACAUCGACUUCUCCAGCGACCUGCGGCAGCAGGUGGCGCCGUACGUCCCCACCAUCGCUCACUCCACAGACACCUCCAACUUUGACCCCGUGGACCCGGAGAAACUGUGGAGCAGCGACAGCGACGGCGAGGACAACCUCAAUGACACGCUCAACGGCUGGUUCCGCAUCGGCAAGCACCCCGAACACGCCUUCUAUGAAUUCACCUUCCGCCGCUUCUUUGACGACAACGGCCAUCCCUACAGCUGCCCCAAACCCAUCGAGUACGAGGGUUAUGACGGGGAGGAGGCGGACUCUGAGGGCCCCGUGCAGGAGGCGGCCAGUAGCUCGGCUCCUCAGGGCCGAGACCUGGUCUACGUGUAGCACUUGAAGCCCGCUGGGCUGCUUGUGCAUUACAAGUUUGUUGAGGGGCAGGCCCUCUUCAGUGUCCACUGCUGCUGCUUCUGUUCGUGUGUUGUCUGCUUUCCUGUUUCAUUCCCCAAAGUACCGACGGUACAAACUCUUCAUACAGCACUCUGAGCAGAGAGAAUUAACUUCUUAAUGGCCUUUCACACUACCUGCUCGUCUCAACCAAAGCACUAAAUGAGUGGGUUUGACUGUUUGACUGACUAAAAGCAAGG
This is a messenger RNA of Cyclopterus lumpus (lumpfish), 3813 nucleotides long. RefSeq names its product large tumor suppressor kinase 1 (gene lats1). Lineage: Eukaryota; Metazoa; Chordata; Actinopteri; Perciformes; Cyclopteridae. Gene Ontology annotation, molecular function: protein serine/threonine kinase activity; ATP binding. Bases 260 to 3556 code for a protein of 1098 amino acids. Gene Ontology annotation, biological process: regulation of organ growth; peptidyl-serine phosphorylation; G1/S transition of mitotic cell cycle. The record is from RefSeq and is a predicted model, not a curated record. The transcript has 9 exons.